Messenger RNA from Ornithodoros turicata, 519 nucleotides. RefSeq lists its product as uncharacterized. Lineage: Eukaryota; Metazoa; Arthropoda; Arachnida; Ixodida; Argasidae. The transcript is spliced from 5 exons. Gene Ontology annotation, molecular function: DNA binding. The record is from RefSeq and is a predicted model, not a curated record. The coding region runs from base 1 to 519 and encodes 172 amino acids.
AUGACAGAUUUACGUGAUAGCAAUGUGUGCAGAGUGUGCGCUAAGAAAGAUGAAGAGAUUGAAGAGCUCAAGGGACAAAUUAAGGAGCUACAGAGGAAACUUGAGAUGACGGAAUCGACUAUUGAUGCAGCAAAGAUGGUAAAGAGGUUGAGGAGAACGCUGACAGAUCUCCAGUCGAAGGGGGCAGUGGAGAAUGUGAUUCCCUGUGGCAAGGUUGACAUUGGAGGGGGAGUCCUUGUUGAACAAUCAACGCUCGACAGACAUUCCAAACUCUGCAACGGUUCAGCAACCAAAUAUGCACGUGCCUUGCUCCGUUGCGUGUUUUCUCCCGAUGAACUGAAGGGAAAGUCCAUUUAUGGACAAGGCAGCAAUGCCCACAGGCAUGUACCAGCAAAGGAAGCACUUGACCCUACCCGGCUAGAAGCAGUCCUAGGACACACACACGGGAAGUUUCCUGGAAUUUCAGACACACAACUGAAGAGCAGCCUCUCGUCACUGCUUUGCAGAGAAUUGAAAUAG